GAAGAGUUUGACAUAGUAACAGUAAUAGCGCGAAGUGGUCGUUAAUAGCUAUCUCCGAGUGCUAUCUUCUCUCUGUGCAAUCAACUCUUUGAUCGUUGCAAUUUUUCCUGACACGUCAAUUUUUCCGCGAAAAUCGAGAGAAUGAGUCAAGUGUGCAAGUUACCGACGAAACGAUCAGGACCGCCGAAAGUAUGGAAGGUUGUCGAGUUGAAGAAAAAGAACGAGGAGAAACCGAUCAAAUUCACGAUUCAAGAGAUACCUGAGGACAGGUACGAGGAAGUGGUGGAACACAUGUGUACCUAUUUCAUAGCCGACGAGCCAAUGUGCAAAUGCAUAAAUGGACAAAACGAUCCGGAGUACGUGGAUGGGUUCAGGCAGCUUUGGAGGGAGUGUUUGAAGGACGGUUUAGCCGUGGCGGCGUUCACGGAUCAUCCAAACGGUGGCAAACCGAUUCUAGCUGGAGUCAACGUCCUCACGUUGACUUUCGAGGGUAAAGAAACGGAUCCUAACACGGUCAAGUCGAAACAGGGCAGAAUUCUGAUGGAAGUUCUGACAAAUUUGUGUAAAAAGGCGAACGUGUUCGAUAAGUACGGAGUGAAUAAAUACAUGAACGCUUAUGGUCUAUCUGUGCAUCCGUCUUAUCGAGGAGCUGCUCUAGGCGCUUAUCUUUUAAAUACCAGGGUGGACAUAGGUCGCGAGUACAACAUUGCAGUAACAUCCACAGGAUUCACAUCUCCAAUUUCUCAAAAAUUGGCCGAACGAUGCGGCUUCGAGACUCUGGUUGAAGAGAAUUACGAAGACAUGGUGCACGAAGACGGAAGCCCGUAUUUUCCCGGGAUCGAGUCGAAAUCUUUGAAAAUAAUGGCUAGGAGGCUCGAUUAACGUGAACUAAAACGACCUAAAUCGAGCUGCGUAUUGUUAGCAAAAUUACUUUAGCGACGUCGAGAGAAGAAGGAAACGUAUAGUUUCUGUUAGGAAUUUAGAGGCGUUAUUUCCUCGGUAACAUGUGUAGAAGC
Molecule: messenger RNA, 1016 nt
Organism: Habropoda laboriosa
Lineage: Eukaryota; Metazoa; Arthropoda; Insecta; Hymenoptera; Apidae
Exons: 4
Coding region: 142-882 (246 amino acids)
Molecular function (GO): N-acetyltransferase activity
Source: RefSeq, a predicted model, not a curated record